Messenger RNA from Carica papaya (papaya), 1806 nucleotides. RefSeq names its product ubiquitin-specific protease 3 (gene UBP3). Gene Ontology annotation, cellular component: cytosol; nucleus. Lineage: Eukaryota; Viridiplantae; Streptophyta; Magnoliopsida; Brassicales; Caricaceae. The record is from RefSeq and is a predicted model, not a curated record. Gene Ontology annotation, biological process: protein deubiquitination. Gene Ontology annotation, molecular function: cysteine-type deubiquitinase activity.
CCUGUUUAAUUUGCAGUCUCCUCUUCUCUCUGCUCAUCAGGAAGCAAAGCUAAAGAACGAAACCCUCAUUUCCUUUUCGUAGAAAUUUCUCAUUACCGAAACAAGGACCCUAACGAUUUAAGGGAACAUUGGGCAAGAGAGACAGUUUAUGGAAUCACUGAGUUGAAUCGGCCGAGGAAAGAUCUAAGAGACUGCAGUGCGAAAACUACGCGCUAAAUGGGUGCUGCCGGCUCGAAACUCGAGAAAGCUCUGGGCGACCAGUUUCCCGAAGGCGAGCGAUACUUCGGACUCGAGAAUUUUGGCAAUACUUGCUACUGCAACAGCGUUUUGCAGGCACUUUAUUUUUGUGUUCCAUUUCGCGAACAAUUGCUGGAAUAUUAUGCAAAUAAUAAAAAUGUUGGGGAUGCUGAGGAGAAUCUCUUGACAUGCCUCGCCGACUUAUUUACGCAGAUAAGUUCACAGAAGAAGAAAACUGGUGUCAUUGCUCCAAAGCGCUUUGUACAAAGACUGAAGAAACAGAAUGAGCUCUUCCGAAGCUAUAUGCAUCAGGAUGCACAUGAAUUCUUGAAUUUUUUGCUAAAUGAACUUGUUGAUAUAUUGGAGAAAGAGGCUCAGGCUGCAAAAAGUGAUCAAGAAACAUCCUCACCUCCUGAGAAAAUUGCAAACGGGCCAAAGAAUCAUCUGGCAAAUGGUGUUCAAAAAGAGCCGUUAGUUACAUGGGUGCACAAAAAUUUUCAGGGAAUACUCACCAAUGAGACAAAAUGCUUGCGAUGUGAGACAGUGACGGCAAGAGAUGAAACUUUCUUUGACUUGAGCCUUGAUAUUGAACAGAACAGUUCCAUAACAAGCUGUUUGAAAAAUUUUAGUUCAACAGAGACUUUGAAUGCUGAGGACAAAUUUUUCUGUGAUAAAUGCUGCAGUUUACAAGAAGCACAGAAGAGGAUGAAGAUAAAGAAGCCUCCUCACAUCCUUGUCAUUCAUUUGAAACGAUUCAAAUACAUUGAACAACUGGGAAGGUACAAGAAGCUUUCUUACCGAGUCGUCUUCCCACUCGAGCUAAAGCUCAGCAACACAGUAGAAGAUGCAGACAUAGAAUAUUCACUGUUUGCCGUAGUUGUCCAUGUUGGGAGUGGGCCCAAUCAUGGACACUAUGUUAGCCUCGUGAAAAGCCAUAACCAUUGGUUAUUUUUUGAUGACGAAAAUGUAGAGAUGAUUGACGAGUCUGCAGUGCAGACAUUUUUCGGGUCAGCUCAGGAGUAUUCAAGUAAUACUGAUCAUGGGUACAUCUUGUUCUAUGAGAGUCUUGGUGCCAGUACCAAGAGCUGAGAAGAGGGGGAGGUGUUGAUUUUACAAGAGUAGGAAAUUCUAGUCAUUUGGACUCAAUUUUCCUUUCAUUUUCCAUCCAUGCUUUUCCGCCCUACCUUUCUAUCUUCUUUUCUGAAAAAAUCCGUUGGUGGAGCUCUCAAAUGCCAGUGAGAUGAUAUUGGUUGUGAAAAAUGUAUACUUAGGUGGUUGCUAUGUACAGUGGGAUGGUGGAAGCACACUGUCCUCUUCAUCUUUUUCUUCUUUUCCUUUUUUUUUUUUUUUUUUGGUCCUUUUUACUUUUUCACAAUAAGAUGAAAAAGAGCAGCAGUGUAUAUGUUGUGUCUGAAAAUUUCACAGCGACAGUUUGUAUUUUUACAUGGCCUAAAAUGUUUUUGACGCUAGAAACACGACGCAUAUGUACUUGUCCUAACUUUCUUCCCAGGCAAAUGAUUUCUCCAAGGCCUUGGUUAUGUAUUUUUGUACUAAUUAUUGCUUUCGAAA